This is a messenger RNA of Lycium ferocissimum, 3097 nucleotides long. RefSeq names its product polyubiquitin-like. NCBI's taxonomy places the organism in Eukaryota, Viridiplantae, Streptophyta, Magnoliopsida, Solanales, Solanaceae. Gene Ontology annotation, biological process: protein ubiquitination; modification-dependent protein catabolic process. Bases 1588 to 2754 code for a protein of 388 amino acids. The record is from RefSeq and is a predicted model, not a curated record. Gene Ontology annotation, cellular component: cytoplasm; nucleus. Gene Ontology annotation, molecular function: protein tag activity; ubiquitin protein ligase binding. The transcript has 3 exons.
CCCAAUUUAUGUGACGCUUUUCGCUUUUUGAGAGCAGUUUGACUAAUCUUCGAAGCUUUUAAAACUAAAAUUUACAUAUUCAAAACUAUACGAUAAAUAUUAUAUGUUUUGAUUUUUCUCAUGUCAAUACAUGUUGGUCAAAGUCCAUAUAGUUUGAAUCUUGAUAAGCGAAAAGUGUCACAUAAUUUGGGACAUAAGGAGUAUUAAUUUUAAUUGAUUCCAACUCUCCGCUUUUUGCAUCAAACACACGAAUAUUCCCAGUAUUGGCUUUUGUUUUUGGUGCGUGAUGCAAAUAUUCCUUGAGCCCUAAGAGGGCAGAAACCCGUACCCCUCAAAUGAGUAUGCGGUGCAAGCUAGAAUUAGUCGGGCCAGUGUGUUCCAGAUACUAGAUGGUCUUUUAGAAUAUUUUCCAUGUCCUACCCGCAUGUCCAUGUUUGAUGAGAUUGCAGUCUCCCCUGGUUCCUGCCAGUGACGGAGCCAGGAAUCUAACAAGGGGAUUCAAAAAAAAUGUAAACUUGCAUAAUGAGUGAAUAAUGUAAGUAUCAAGGUGAUUCAACAAUAUAUAUAUCUAUAUAUAUAUAUAUAUACUUUUACCCUAUUUGUAGAGUGUAAUUGUUGGACGAAGCCCUUCAAUAUACUUAGCUACGCCACUGCCUCAUGUGUUGGCCCCGUGCUCAAACUAUACCAUUGAUACUAAAGUUUCUUAGUUUAAUUGGAAUUUUGAUUAUUAUAGUACUAAAUUCAAAUAUGUUUUGUACUUUUAAUUUCCCAUGAAUCGUGUGCUUCGGUUCAAAGAAGCGUACACUUCAUUUAUCGCUUUUAGCUUUAAGCCCAAUGGAACUUGUCGCUUCUUUGCACUUUUCGCUUUUAAAAACAGUGGUAAAAUGAAAACGUAAAGAAAAAGUGGUGAACUUCUGUAUGAAUGGAGUUGUUUCAGUGUACAUAUUUCCCUUUGUUCUUUUGCUAGAUAGCGGAGGGCCAGAAUUAUUUUCCUUAGCUCAACCUUGAUUUUGAUCACAUUGUAUAUGGUUCAGUUUAUUGGCAGUAUUCCAAAUUUAGCUUUCUAACUUCGAUCAAUAAAUGCUCUUUCCUUCUAGUUUUCAUAGCUUGAGAUAUCUUAGCAGCAUUUUAGAGGAUAUUUUCAAGCUUCUUUAUGCACAAGACAAGUAAGAUGUGAUUGACAUAUAUUGCAUGUUUUACUUGUAUAGUUUGUUUCAAGUGCUAUUUUAGGGACUUCAAGAAGUGUUUUAGAUGAUCUCUUUUUAGUAUGUUGGAUGACUAUUUUAGUGUGUUGGAUGACUAUCUAUUGCUAAUUUGCUAUACUGAUAGAAAGCAGAGGCAAGAUAAACUUCAUGUGAUUUAACCGUUGUGAACUUUCUUAGGCUGAUAUGGUAUUGAGGUUGAGGUAAUUGCUGCAGAGCUGCAGGAAGUAGAACCUUUGGCAUAAUUAGUCUAUGUUACUCGGACUCUUCACUUUCGGUGCCGCACUUGUGUCGACACGACAUGGGUGUGGGAUCCGUACCCGAUCUGGUCAACCGAUUUUGGAUACUUUGACCAAAAUCAACGUAGAAAUUCUGGACAGAUUCAAUGAUUUCUUUAAUCAAAACUAAAGCUAAGAUAACUAUAUACUUGAAGGUCAGUAAAACAGUCGCUUUAAAAGUUAAGGAAUCAGAUAGUAUUGGCAAAGUCAAAUCUUUAUUACAUGAUAAGGAGGGUAUACCGGAACGUCUUCAGCAGCUAUUUUCAAAAGGUAUUCAGCUUAUGGACGAACAGAAAUUAGUCGAUUACGGCAUUAUCAAGAACUCCACCCUUCAUGCUUAUGUCGACAAUUCAGUCCCGAGGAUAUUUCUAGUGAAGAGACCCUAUGCUGGAGGUGCAAUUACGGUUUAUUCAAGGAUUUGUGAUACUAUCCAGGAUGUCAAAUUUAGGAUCGGGGCCAAAGAAGGAAUAAAAUCAAACGACUUCUCUCUUAUUCAUGGUGGAAAGUUUCUUGAAGAUGACAAAACCUUAGCUUUUUACAAAAUUGACGGUGGAUCAACCCUUCACAUGGUUCUCAAACCGAGAGACAAGUUGCUUAUUUAUGUGGAAAUGCCAAAACCUGAAAUUGUACAAAUAGAAGUCAACACUGCCUUAACUGUUCGCGACAUUAAAACAGUUAUAGAGAGCAAAGUUAGCCACUCAAUGGAUGAUAUGGAUCUGUUUCUGGGGAAACAGGAACUGGAAGAUUCAAAGAAAUUAUAUCAGUAUGAUAUCGACGAAGACUGCUUCUUACAGGUGAAGCCCCGAACAAUGCAGAUCCUUAUCAAGAAAUGGAGUGGUGGAAGUAUAAUGCUAGACGUGCACAGCCACACCUUGGUCGAGAAUGUCAAGGGCAUGCUUCUAAAGAAGCUAGGAAUACCGGUUCAUCUGCAAAAGCUUGUGUUUGAGGGAAAAUUUCUAGCUGAUUCCCGGGAUUUAGCUAGCUACAAUAUUAAAAAGCACUCAAAUGUCUUUUUGGAUUUUCGUUGUUGCAAUGCUACACGCAUCCAGAAGGACCCAUUAUCUAAUAUUAAGAGUUACCAACAGAUAAAGUUAUGUACCAUUAAAGGUGUGAUUUCCAGUGCUACCUCCGUUGCUCAUUUGAAAACGUUGAUCAGGGAUGAACUAAAACUACAUGUGAAGGAACUAUUACUAGGUGGCAAGCUUUUGGACAGCUUAUGUUGUCUUGGUGAGUAUGGAAUUACAAAGAAUACAGAGUUGCUAAUUGCUUGCUGAUUGUUCGGACAACUUAAUUGUGUCGUAUAUAAAGACUGAAAGUGCCAGUUGUUGCUGCAAUUUUCGCAAACAUGUUCAUAUUUGGAAGAUGGUGAACUUUUGUUGUUGUAGAUCUUCUUAGAAUACAUAGUCAGCUGGAUGUCUUUGAAACUGAAAACCAAUGCAAUGGUGUUCCUUUUUUUUUUUUUUUCCUUUUAUCUGCUGUUUUUGCCUCACUGUAUGAGUCACUUUCUUUUGGUUUUGUGAUAGUAAUAUGCUUUGACGGGUUUGUUGAAUCCAUCAACCAAAGGCGGAGUCAAAAACUUUAGUUUAUGGGUUUUUGAAUUACAAUUUUUUUUGCUUA